Cynocephalus volans (Philippine flying lemur) is the source of this 864-nucleotide messenger RNA. Its product is annotated as phospholipid phosphatase 3-like. The coding region runs from base 1 to 864 and encodes 287 amino acids. Gene Ontology annotation, cellular component: plasma membrane. The record is from RefSeq and is a predicted model, not a curated record. The transcript is spliced from 6 exons. Gene Ontology annotation, biological process: phospholipid dephosphorylation; signal transduction; phospholipid metabolic process. Gene Ontology annotation, molecular function: phosphatidate phosphatase activity. Lineage: Eukaryota; Metazoa; Chordata; Mammalia; Dermoptera; Cynocephalidae.
AUGACGCUGCCCGAGUGGAGGGUCCGACACCAGAGCCUGCGGGGAAUGACCCCACCCACUCCACUGCCGAGCUCCGCGACCGCCAAGAUGUUGGUGGCUUUGGACGUGUUCUGUCUGUUGCUGGUCAGCAUCCCCACCCUGCUCUGUGAGAGCGGUUACGUAGCACCCCACUUCCAGGGCUUCUUUUGCGACGACAACACCAUCAAAUACCCUCGGGUGUCCCAUUAUGCCAUCGAGGACUCGGCACUCAUCACCAUGGACUUCUUACUCUCCAUCUUCAUGAUCAGCCUCGGAGAAAUGAUCCGUGUCCGGAGCCUGCAGCUGAGCUCGCCAGCCUUAUUAAACAGCACCUACAUGGUCAUGGUCUACAAGCAUCUGGGCACCUUCGUCUUCGGCGGCAUGGCCAGCUACUCCCUGGCAAACAUUGCCAAAAUGACCACCGGGAGCCUGCGGCCCCACUUCCUGGCCGUGUGCCAGCCAGACCCAACCUCCUUCAAAUGCGAGAGCGGCUACAUCACCAACUACAGCUGCACCGGGCACCCUGCCGACAUUCUCAAUGCCAGGAAAUCCUUCUAUUCUGAGCACGCCUCCUUCGGGAUGUACUGCAUGGUGUAUCUGAUGCUCUAUGUGCAGGCCCGCUACUGGGGACAGAAGACCAAGCUGUUGCGACCAACCAUCCAGUUCCUCUUCUUAUCACUGGCUCUGCUCACGGGCUACAUCCAGACCUUAGACCAUUGGCACCACCCCUACGACAUGGUCUUCGGAUUCCUGCUGGGAGCCUUGAUGGCUUUCUGGGUGGCUUUCUAUAUCUCUGGACUGUCUCUGUAUCGGGCAAUGCCAGGUCCCAGCAGCCCCGGGCACUAG